This is a messenger RNA of Carassius auratus (goldfish), 2580 nucleotides long. RefSeq lists its product as uncharacterized. The record is from RefSeq and is a predicted model, not a curated record. The transcript has 6 exons. The coding region runs from base 133 to 1014 and encodes 293 amino acids. Lineage: Eukaryota; Metazoa; Chordata; Actinopteri; Cypriniformes; Cyprinidae.
ACUCACAUGUGAGAUUUGUUGUAACGUCUCUAUGUUGAAAUUCAGGUUAUUUUUUUGUGAGACAUCCGAAGUUGAAGGCACCUGGGUGGGGCUCAUGAAUGACGAGCACAGUGGAGAUUAAAAGGAACCGAAAUGUUAGAAUCUCAGUUGAUCGUCUGCAUUAUACAUUCAGAAUCUACACAUCUCUACAGCUCUAGGAUGUUACUGCUGUUUCAUACCUUACUGCUUUUGGACGGUUUGUUUGCUGCAGAAACAGUCGAGACAGUGACAGUGAUUGAGGGAGAUUCUGUUACUCUAUACACAAAUCUUGCUGAAAUACAGAACGAUGAUACGAUACUGUGGCUGUUUGGACCUAAAGACUCUGUCAUUUCUCAAAUAACGAGAAAGCAAGACCUGACUUCAUUUUUUGUCACUGAUGGCGUGAGAUUCAGAGACAGAUUGCAGGUGAAUCAAAAGACUGGAUCUCUCACCAUCAGAAACACCAGAAUCAGACACAUGGGACAAUAUAAACUCAGCAUCUCUAGAAAAAAUACUACGACCAAGAUAUUUGAAGUUAUUGUUAUUGGUGUAGCUGGUGAGACGGAUGGAGUGAAGUCAAUGUCAGUGAUGGAGGGAGAGUCUAUAAUUCUACGGAAUGAUUUUUCUGAAGUACAGAGAGAUGAUCUAAUAGUCUGGAGGUUUGGAGAUAAAGGCGUCCUCUUGGCUAAAUUUGAUGUGGAAAAUAAUGACACGUCAUUAAACAAUGCUGAUGAGAUAUUCAGAGACAGACUGAAGCUGGAUCGGAAUGGAUCUCUGACCAUCGAGAAGACCAGAACUACAGACUCUGGACUUUAUGAACUACAGAUCAGAGGCCGUGCGAGCUCACAGCGAUUUCUGGUUUCUGUCAGUGAUUCAGAUCCAUCUCCAGGUCUUAUAGCAGCAAUUGUUGUUGCGCUGGUUUCGGCUGCAGUUGCAUCCUCUGUUGUGGUUUACUGUUGCUGCAAGAAAAAAAAGGUGGGUUCCACAGGAGAAUAACUGAAUGAUUCAUUGACUGUAGAGAUGCCACUGCUGAGGUGAGAUGAACUGGGAAACUGGUAUGAAACUCUUUCAUUAUUAACUUAGCAACUGGAUGCACAUCCCACUUAUUUUAUGAAGUAUUUUUACAUGGAAGGUAGAAAUAUUAUAUCUCAUAAUAUAAAUAUCUCAGAAGCUAUUUCUUGCUUUAAAAUAAUAAUAAUAAAAUAAAAUAAAGAAUGUUCUUCCACUAUAAAGAAUCUGUUGUGGAAUGGAAAGGUUCUAUGGAUGUUAAAUGUUCUUCAAAGAAGAACAUAUGACAGGAAAUACGCAUUUUUUACAUUUACAUUUAAUCAUUUAGCAGACGCUUUUAUCCAGAGUGACUUACAAAUGAGGACAAUAGUCAAGUCACCUUUAUUUUUUAGAAGCAAGCAAUCAAACCAAUAGAAGCAAUCAAACCAACAAGAGAGCAACAGUAAACAAGUGCAAUGUCAAGUCUCAGUUAGCACAGUGCACCUAGGUUAGCUAGGGUUGUUUUGUAUAUAUAUAUGAAUAGAAUAGAAUAGAAUAGAAUAGAAUAGAAUAGAAUAGAAUAGAAUAGAAUAGAAUAGAAUAGGAAUGUGCUCGUAUUAGUCAGGUGUUGGUGAAAAAUGUCAUUUUUAAAAUUACUUUUUAAAAUGUCUUCUUUUUCUUCAAAUAUUUUCAUAAAUGGUAUGGGGGGGUAUAUGUAAAUACACACACUGUUACUGUUUUACGUCUUUUGUCUCUUAAAGAAAAUGGUUCUAAACAGUACCAAAUUAGAGUUGUUUGGCUUGUAACAAUAGCGGAACCCUUUUUGAAGCUAACUAGAACACUUUUAAAUAAGGUCCCGUAAAGAACCGUGCUUGUAGGACCUGGUGUUAUAAAUACUCUUUUUGUUUAUCAGUAUUUUUAUAUUAUUAAUACGAUUUGAAAGUUCAAUAUUUUAACUGUUUAGAGUGAGUUGACAGUCACAAAUUUGACAAAUUUGAAAAAAAAAAAGGUGGGAAAAAAGAAUCCUGAACUCUAGUGCAAAAAGAACUGUUACUAUGUGUAAAUAACUUUUAAAGUACAAUUUUUUUUUUUUUCAAGUGUAGUAGUUGCUGUGUUGCCUUUAAGAAUGUAAGAUCAUUUCUAGGUUUGUUGUGAAGUGGAAAUCUUUCAAUGCAUGUAUUGUAUAAUAAACUCUUGUCAAGAGAAAUGGAGUACUCUUUUCCAAACAAUUUUAAAGAUCUGAAUGAUAAGAAAAUAUGUUUAAAAAGUAGAAAAUACCACAUCAUGUAAAGAUGACUUAUGUGAGUGAGUGAACGUGGGUUCUGGGAGAAAAGUGCAUUGUUAUGAAGACAGUUUGGAAUGAAAUGUCUAGAAGGACAGAAAUCUUAUAAGAUGUAUAAUAAAAAAAAUGUGUUACCUGUGGGAUCAGGGUGAUAGGGGAAAUGCAUAAAGGAGGUUUGGUCAAAAAAGUAAUUGAUAGUUUGUGAACAGAUUAAAUUCUUCUUUAAGGAGAAUAAUUUAUUCUCUGAUUUUCAACAUUCACAUUGAGUAGGACAUUCAACAGGGACAGCAAUG